Loa loa (African eye worm) is the source of this 1968-nucleotide messenger RNA. Its product is annotated as cadherin domain-containing protein. Gene Ontology annotation, molecular function: calcium ion binding. Gene Ontology annotation, biological process: homophilic cell-cell adhesion. Lineage: Eukaryota; Metazoa; Nematoda; Chromadorea; Rhabditida; Onchocercidae. The transcript has 12 exons. Gene Ontology annotation, cellular component: plasma membrane. Bases 1 to 1968 code for a protein of 655 amino acids. The record is from RefSeq and is a predicted model, not a curated record.
AUGGAAGAGAAAACGUCAUAUGAAAUUCGAGUUGGUACUGCAGAGGCGGCCGUUUUGUUCACAAAACCGAACUUUCCAUACACGGCCUUGGUUACCGUGGAUGUUGUAGAUGUCAAUGAUUGGAUACCAAAUUUUGAAUUUGAUAGCUAUCAAUUUAAAGUGAAUGCAGAUGCGAAACUCGGUACAGCUAUUGGCCAAAUUGUGGCAUACGAUCAAGACAGAACCGUGCCAAAUAACGAAAUUCGUUAUCGGAUCAAAGAAAGCAGCACCAAUGAUUCAUAUGUUAGUGUAGAUCGUAAAAGCGGUUUACUGACUGUCAAGAAAGAUCUUCGUCUAUUUACAGAUAAAAAGAUUUUGUUAAAUAUAGAAGCAGCAGAUAAUGGAACACCAAAACAGUCUAGCGAAACGAUUGUUUUAAUUGAUGUUGAACCUGAAGAAACUGCCAUUGCCAUUUUGACAAGAACGCCAUCAACGUUUGAUGCAAUCUCUUCUAGCAAUAAGCUGCAGUUCUCAAAACGGAAUUACUCCAUUUCUGUAUCGGAAUCAGUCCGUUCUCCAUAUUUAUUGCUUGUAUUACCAGUGGUUAACAAGCUAGCAAACAGGCAUUCCAUAAUUUGUUCAAUUACUUCUGGUAAUUACGGAGGAGCCUUCAGCAUUUCAACUGGUCCUGAAAGUAAUUGCAAACUUCGAACUCAAACGCUAUUGGACCGAGAAACAGUGGAUUAUUAUCAAUUAAACGUAAGCGUAAAAAUGGAACAGCAAGUGGACCAUGCAAUAGUGCACAUAACCGUUCUCGAUACAAACGAUAAUGCUCCGAAAUUCAUCUAUAAUAACGAUGAAUACGGUGGAUAUUUUGCAGCUUUGUCCACUGAUGCCUUAUCAUUUACCCUCGUCACCACCACUCAGGUAGAGGAUGCCGAUUUAGAAAACAAUAGUGUUGUUACAUAUUCAUUGAAUUCGUUUUCAAUGGACUCGAAAUAUUUCAUGGUUGACUCGACCGGAAAUAUCCAGACAAAAAUAAGUGCAACAAAAAUGAUGGAAGAGAGUCAGAAAAAUUAUUUUAAUUUCCAAAUGAUCGCUUGUGACUCUCCUCCUGUUGAAAAGAAGUUGUGUUCCAAAGCGGAGGUAUUCGUAAAUAUAAUUAGUGACUCAAACCGAUUCAUUCUGUCAGUUCUCAAUACGGAAGCACGACAUCUUAAGACUGCUGAAAAGGAAAUUGCAAAAGUAUUACGAGAAUUCACUGAUCCGUGUAAACUGCUUCUUUUGGAAAGUGUCAAAGAAAACCAAAAUGAUAUAAAGAGGCAGAAGCACGUUGAUAUGAGUUGGUAUGCUGUGAAUCCAACAACAAAAAGGAGCUGCAAAGUUGACGAAUACAGCAAACUUUUCGAUAACUCAACAAUAAGAACAGUUAUUACGAAGUUGAAACUGCAAAUUGUUAUUGGUGAAAUUCGUGUUAACUUAAAAAACGUACUUAGCGAAAAUGCGUUGUUAACAAAUUUCAAAACUACAUCCGUUGUAAUGAUUGUACUAGCGGUGAUGAUAGCAGGUGGAGCACUGAUUGGGAUAUGUGCCAUAAGUAUGUGCUACAUGCGGCAUUGGAUGGGGCGACAUUCAAAGCAUGAAUAUCCAAAUAUUAAUCAAAUUCCAAAAUUUGGUGCUAUAUUUUUACCUAAUCCACCGGCUGGAAACUCUCAUGACAUGCUUUAUGAAACUCAGAUGCUCGAAGUGCCAAUGGGAAGAGAAGAGAAUAGUAUAGUCAAACCAGUGGGAAAUGAAAGCAGAAGAUCCGCUCCUGCACACGGUACAGUAUUCUCCAGCAGCUACGAUUUGGAUCUGGAACGGAGCUAUCAGAGUUAUGCUAAGAACACAUUGACUGAUAAAAGAAAAUUUCCCGCUGAAGAAAGCAUGGUUGCAAUGAAUGAACGAAAUGAGCUAGAUCCGCAAAAGAAUGAGUACGUUGGAUUUUAA